This is a messenger RNA of Aspergillus wentii DTO 134E9, 1486 nucleotides long. RefSeq names its product putative salicylate hydroxylase. Gene Ontology annotation, molecular function: FAD binding. NCBI's taxonomy places the organism in Eukaryota, Fungi, Ascomycota, Eurotiomycetes, Eurotiales, Aspergillaceae. The coding region runs from base 218 to 1486 and encodes 422 amino acids. The transcript has 2 exons. The record is from RefSeq and is a predicted model, not a curated record. Gene Ontology annotation, biological process: secondary metabolite biosynthetic process.
GGAUUCAUUAUAAUAUCAGUUUAAUUGAAGACAGUAUACACAUGCCACUAUCAAAUGAAUGCUGACUGAGCCCCACUCUAUGAGGGGUAAUUGACAAGUGCUUAUCCCGCCUUAACAAUCCCAUUUAAGACCAAUAAUGCGCUGUUAAUUAAUAUCACUUCAUUUCAGUAUCUCUUCCUUAUCUCAAAUGCAAUAACGCAUAAUAAACCCACCUAACAUGGCUGGCAAAAACUUCACCGUCGCCAUCAUCGGCGGCGGCAUUGGAGGCCUCACUCUCGCCGCUGGCCUUCUCCAACGCAAUGUCUCGGUGCAAAUCUACGAAGCAGCAUCGGAAUUCAAAGAAGUCGGAUUGGGACUUACCAUUGGUCCUGCUGCACACCGCGCAAUGCCGCUCAUCGAUCCCCAAAUCAGACGUAUAUACGAUUCUCUUAUCACGACACACGCAGACAGUCCCGGAUAUGAACGAUUCCGACAGACCUGGUUUGAAGUUGUAUGGGCGACAGGAGAGAAUGCGGGAGACGUGUUGAUGGAUUUGAAAGCGCUACCGUCGGGGCAGACGACGGUGCGACGGGCGGACUUUCUUGAUGCGCUGGUGACGCUGAUUCCGCGCGAGAUUGCGCAUUUCGGGAAGAGAUUGACUAAAUUGGUAGAGGGUGAGAACGGGGUGGACUUGAGCUUUGAAGAUGGGACAUCGGCGAAGGCAGAUGUCGUGGUUGGAUGUGAUGGGAUUAAGUCCAAGGUGAAGGAAUUCAUGAUUCCGGAUGAGUAUCAACAGGUUCUGCCGCGGUAUAGCGGCAUGUAUGGAUAUCGAGCUGUACUGGACAUGGAGACGAUGGUCAAAGCGGUUGGGGAUCAUCGCGCACGAGUGUCGACCAUGUAUGUUGGGAAAGGGGCGUACGGUAUUUCGUACCCCAUUAUGCGUGCGAAGAAAGUCAAUGUGGGUUUGUAUAUCCUCAAAGAUGAGUGGGAAGAUGAGGCCUGGGUUCGUCCAGCUUGCAGGGAUGACAUGAAGCGCGAUUUUGGCGAUAAGGGAGAAUAUAUCAACAGUUUGAUGGAGCACAUGCCAGAUCCCUCGCAAUGGGCCAUUUUCGAACAUCCUCACAUCUCAACGUACGCCCGAUCGCGUAUCGCCAUUUUGGGCGACGCCGCACACGCAUCCACGCCUCACCAGGGCGCUGGAGCUGGCCAAGCCAUUGAAGAUGCACAAGUGCUGGCAGAACUACUGGGCGAUCCCAGAGUGACAGAAGCAGAGCAUGCCAUGGCAGCGUUUGAGGCGUAUGAUGCUGUUCGCCGACCACGGAGUCAGAAGGUCGUGACUACCAGCAAGGAAAAUGCGUAUCUGCUGUGUUUGUGUUUGGAUGGGGUUGGUGACGAUGAGGACAAGUUACGCCAGACAUUUUCCGAGAGACUGCGGUGGCUGUGGGAUAUUGACAUUGAGGAUCAAGCAGAGAGAGCGCGCGGAAUUCUGAUAGAGAAAAUCAAAUAA